This is a messenger RNA of Leishmania mexicana MHOM/GT/2001/U1103, 2436 nucleotides long. Its product is annotated as putative protein kinase. Gene Ontology annotation, biological process: protein phosphorylation; MAPK cascade. The coding region runs from base 1 to 2436 and encodes 811 amino acids. Gene Ontology annotation, molecular function: ATP binding; MAP kinase kinase activity. Lineage: Eukaryota; Euglenozoa; Kinetoplastea; Trypanosomatida; Trypanosomatidae. The transcript has a single exon. The record is from RefSeq and is a predicted model, not a curated record.
AUGCGUGCGAAGCGCCCGCUCCGUACGUCGGGGCCGUGCUUCGACCUGGCCGGGCUCAUGGAUCAUGCAGCCCCUGAGCUGCAGGUGCAGCAAAAGAAUGAGCAGGAGCUCAACAAGUUCUUCAUCGACGUGGAUGACAAUAUCGUUUCACCGAUGAUCACGACAGGCCCGAGCUUUCGCACGACGAACUCGGCGGGUCUGUCGAGCAACAACUCCACGGUCGAAUUGACGGCAAUGGAGAUGGCGGGCACCGGUGGCAGCACGUCGGUGGAGCAGAGGACGAUGGCGUCCCCGCAAAACGAGGCCAAGUUUAUUCACGUCAACGACACUAACAUCUUCGUGCUGAUUGACGGCAUCUCGAUGUUUGUGGAGGGAAAGAGCACGUUCACCGGGACAGAAGACGCACGUCUGCUGGUGGAACGGUUGCGACAGAAGAAACUUGCCCGUUCCGUGGACACGGUUCAGGAGGCCAUCUUGAACAUUCAAAUGUCGGCUGACCACUGCGGCUGCGAGGAGACAUCUCCGGUGGUAUCUGCCAUCCCCUCUGGCUCCCCUGUUCUGCCAGCAGAAAGAUCUUCAAUGCAGUCCACAGCGAACACUCUCCCAAUGAGCGUGCCAGCGCUUCAGAACACCGUCGCCCCCACCGCGCUACCUGUGCCGCCGCCGCCCACGAAGCCGGUCCCCAUCGCGAAUCCGUGGGCGUCGCUGUUUGAAGACGCCAAGGUGCCAUCUGGCUCACCUCUGUUUCGCUCCUUCAAGGCCAAGUCUCUAGGCAGCACCAGCAGCUACGGCUUUCCUCCUGCAGACAGCACGCUGCUGUGUGAGAGCGCCGAAUCGGGUGCGACGUCAUCCUCGCCUACGACAACAGUUUUCCCUGCGACGGUGGCCACCCCGACAUCGGCGUUUUCGUCCACCACUGGCCUCAACGCCUCUAGCCGUCUCACGCACUCCGUCAGCUUCCCCAGCCUGCGUCAUCAAGACAGCUCGUCGUCCCUCCUGUCAACGACCUCGGGUGCCGGCCACCGCCACAGCGGGCACCCCAGCCGCGGCGCAGCAGCGCGGCGGACAAAGCAGAUUUCGGUGGAGGAGAUCGGCCACAGCAACUGCUCGCUUGACAUGGAUGAGGUGGUGGUUGAGGCGAUGAUUGGAAAAGGCACUCAGGGAACGGUGUUCCGCGUCCGCUUGGACGGCAAGCUGUACGCUCUCAAGUGCAUGAAUAUUGAUGAGGCGCUGAACGCGACAAACGACGUGGAGCGGCAGGGGUACAAGAAAGGGCUCGUGAAGGAGUUGACCAUGAUCACUCUGCAACGAUCGCGUCCACCGCCGGCGUACCUUAUGCAAAUGUUCAACGCCGUGGCCUCACUGGACGCGGAGAAGAAGCAGCUGAGCAUCCUGAUCGAGCUGAUGUCCUUUACAGUAGAAAACAUUCAACAGAUGGUCUCUCGCAUCCCUAGCGAGGAGUUGAUGCGGGUCACUCAGUCGACGUUUCGAAACUACAUGUCCGGCGGCUCGUCAGCGAAGCAGGCAAUGAAGGAGUGUUGCACGGACCAGCUCCUUUACGGGUCUUCGCGGCAUGCUCUGGGGCGCAACACGUACAAGGAGCCGGCCGCAUGGGAGAAGAACGUGAAGCGUGAGACACCAAUGCCGGAAGUGCUGCUCUCAAUGCUGGCUCGGGACGUGUUGAUGGGUCUGAACGAGCUGCACACCGACUACUCCAUCAUUCACUGUGAUCUAAAGCCUGCCAACGUGAUGCUCUGCUAUGAUCAGCAGAAGUUCAAGCUUGCCGACUUCGGCUGCGGCUCUGUGAUGGAGGACCGGCAGCACGUCGAGCGGCGAGGCAUCGACCUCGGCACCAUACUGUACAAAGCACCAGAACGCUUCGCAGCGAACAUUUUACACCGCAUCGCCGACAUCGACGACGGCGGCACCGGCGAGGCGGUGGUGUUCACGGCCAAGGCGGACGUGUGGUCCUUGGGCAUCAUGCUAAUGGAAUUGGCGGCUGGCAUUCACCCCUGUGAUCAGUUCAAGUCUGAUUUCUGGAACUACGGCACCAAGUUGAAGCUAUCCAAGAUGAACAAGCCGCUCAAUUGGUCAGAGUCGUUUUACGACUUUAUUCUCCGGAGCGUUUGUGUCGAUGUCUCCUUGCGAUGGUCUGUGCAGCAGCUCUUGAAACACCCGUUUGUCAUCAAGUUCAAUCACGUGCCGCGCGAGAAGCUGAAACAGUUCGUGCAGCGCUUGGAGGUCGACAGCAAGACGUUCCACAAGCGCCAGCAGAGCGAGUUGCUCAAGGAACAGAUCCUGCUCAGCACGACGCGUCGGCAUAAGGACACGUUCCAGCUGCAGAGCAGGAAGGUGUGGUCGACGUACACCGCUUACCUGAAGCAGGCGCCGCCCACCAAGGAUCAAACCAUGUUUCCGGAGCUGCGUCACACGUAG